Prunus mume (Japanese apricot) is the source of this 966-nucleotide messenger RNA. The record is from RefSeq and is a predicted model, not a curated record. Lineage: Eukaryota; Viridiplantae; Streptophyta; Magnoliopsida; Rosales; Rosaceae.
AUGCAUUCACAUGGGAAGGCUAUACAAAAUUUCUUCAAUGAUGAUUCUGAUGAUGAUGACCUUCAUCAACAGAGGGUUGCAAUGGCUGUUCAACACCAUACGUUUUUGCUAGAGCAAUAUGCUCAACAAUCCAAACAUGGUGGUUUUGUUGCAGGCCGUGAAUACAAGAAUCAGAAGAGAGAAAAAUAUCAUAAGAGUCUCAUGGAGUACUUCUGUGAAAGACCACUUUAUCCCCCAGUGGACUUUCGCAGGCGGUUCCACAUGAGAAGAGAGCUUUUCUAUCACAUCUUGAAAGACGUUGUUGCAUAUGAGCCAUACUUUACCCAGAAGAUAGACGCUUGUGGACAACAAAGUCUAUCCCCAGGGCAGAAGCUGACAGCCAUUUUCGAAUGCUUGCAUAUGGAUGCUCGGCAGACUCCACUGACGAGUAUUGUAGAUUGGGUGAAUCUACAGCCCUUGAAUGUUUGCGAAAGUUUUGUUCUGUUAUUGAAGCUGUGUAUGGUCAGUGGUACCUCCGUUCCCCAAAUUAUGCCGACCUUUACAGGCUCUUACACAAGGCUAGUUGCAGAGGAUUCCCAGGCUUAUAAGAAGGAUACUGAAAGACCCUUCGGAAUACUUCAAGCUCAAUGGGCAAUUGUUCGGGGACUUGCACGUAUGUGGCGCAAAGAACAACUUCAUUCAAUCAUGAUGACGUGCAUAAUAUUGUACAACAUGAUUGUUGAGGAUGAGUAUGAGGAUCUAGAUGUAGAAUCUGAUGAUGAAGACAAUUGUCCACGAAUAUCUAGAAGAGCAAGAGCAAGACUUGCUUAUGAUCUUGAGCCAACUAUCACAUACGAUAUAAACCGAGACAGACAAACUAUCUCAGAUAUGGUCCGUCAUAAUAGAGUUCGUGCUUCGCAAGUGCAUCACAAUCUAAGAAAUGAUUUGAUCAACCACAUUUGGAGAUGCGAAGGAGAGGGGCAAUGA